AUGCUGUCGGGCUGUGACGCUGGCCAAGCUUGCUACUCCACCGGGAAGAGGGACGAUAGUUUAUUGAGACUGUUUCCCGCGUUAAUGAUGUGUUAUGAGUCUUCCGAUUCCACAGAUCAUCAUUUCUUGUGAAGACGGCAUAUUGGUCCAGGAAGUCGACGAGGGUCAACCUUGCCUGGCAUGUACGGACCGCUGUCCCGGCUUCAACCUCCAUGUGUGGAGAAACACUUGCCAGAACUGCAAGUGCCCCCGUGAGCUCCAUGAUGUGUACAACGAGAACUUCGUCAACGUGCGUGAUCGGCUGGGGUGGAAGCGGCAGGAUGACCCCUCACUGCAGGUGUCCAAGGAGAAGACAUUACGGGAGGGCUAUACCUGGGUGCCACCAGGCCUUUCCAGUCAGAAGAUUGAGGAGUACAUGGACCAGCUGCCCAACCACAAAGUGCCACGGAUCGGGACACCGGGGGAGAAGUAUCGCGACAUGCAGCUCAUCCGCCAACUUCCCAAGCAGGACCUCUCCAUCGACUACAACAAAAACAUGUUUGAGGAAGUCGAGAAGAGGGAAUUUCAGAUUUUCCGAGAUCUCCGCGAUCAGGUUGCCAUGGAUAUUGGCGUGGUGAAAGACUCACCUGUGGCAAUUAGCUGCUAUUACUGCAAGGGGGAGAUCGAUGUAGACGACCUAGUAGUGUAUGCAUCUAAAGCCGGGAAUGAGGUGUGUUGGCAUCCCGCGUGUUUUGCGUGUGAGGCGUGUGAAGAACUCCUAGUGGAUCUUACGUACUGCUACCACGCCAAACACAUAUACUGUGAGCGACACUAUGCAGAGACUAUACGACCUCGAUGCCCUGCUUGUGAUGAGUUGAUAUUUUCUGGUGAAUACACCAAAGCCAUGGAUCAGAACUACCACACUGACCACCUGGCCUGCUGGAACUGUGACAAGCAGCUAGUGGCCUGCCGCUACAUCCUCAAGGAGGAGCACCCAUACUGCAUCCCUUGCUACCAGCAGCUCUUCGCACACAACUGUGUUGAGUGCAGCAAGCCCAUCGGUCCCGACUACAAGUCUAUCCGGAUCGCAAAACCAGAUCUGUCAUAUAAGGACUACCACUGGCACGAGGAAUGUUUCAAAUGUGUGAGCUGUCAGAAGUCGCUGGUGGAUCAGCCAUUUGCCCCCAAAAACAAUGCCAUCUACUGUGCAGACUGCCAUGAUGAAAACUUUGCUGCUCGGUGUGAUGGCUGCCAACAGCCCUUUAAGGGAGGUAUGAAGAAGUUUGAGUACAAGGGCCAGCAAUGGCAUGACAACUGCUUCACCUGCAGUGAGUGUAAACAGCCCAUCGGCAACAUGAGCUUCAUCCCUCGGGACGAACUCGUCAUCUGCGUCCCAUGCUACGAGGCCAACUAUGCACAGAGGUGUACAAAGUGUGCUGGGGUGAUCAACAAGGGUGGAAUUGCCUACAAGGGCACACCAUGGCACAAGGAGUGCUUCACCUGCACCAACUGUGACAAGAUGCUGUCUGGAGAGAAGUUCACAUCCAGGGACGAGAAACCAUUCUGCGGAGACUGCUACGGUCAACUGUUCGCCAAGAAGUGCUGUCGUUGCACACAGCCAAUCACAGGUAUUGGUGGUACAAAGUUCAUUUCUUUCGAGGAACGUCACUGGCACAGUGACUGCUUUGUAUGCUACAAAUGCAACGCCUCCAUGGUCGGUCGUGGCUUCUUGAUGAACGGCGACGACAUUGUGUGCCCUGAGUGUGGACGCUAACUACAUACCACAACCAAGGGAUGGGUAACAAUGGGACAGGGGAGAAGACACCUCCCGAGGAGAACGUGCACUGUAUCGGAGUCCCAAGGAUGUUUACACCAUCUGCUUCACAUCUCAACUCCACAGAUCUUACGGGAUGUCACCUAUUUCGACAAGUGUGCAGAUUUUAUCGAAACAUAGCCAAACAGAACACUAUUCCAUCCAACAGGCAGCAAUACCAAAAUCUGACAUUGCGAUCUGCAUAUGCAAAUUUACAGUGUCAAAUCCCCACUGCCAAACAUAUGGAUGUACAACUUCUCGAUACAUUACCAUUAGGAGGAUGGUGAAUACCUUGUGAUGUUAUCAAGACAACUGCUUCUGUAAGGUUGGUGCAGCUGCAUUCAGUUAUGUUUUCCUUAAACAUAAUGAUAACCAACUUGCUACAUUGUUACCUAUCCCUUAUGGAUGCAAGGUGAAUGCAUAAUUAGACAGUAGGUGGCCUAGGAAUCUCUCAACUGGCUUGAUGUUGCUUUAGUGAUGUGCGAGUGAAAAGGAGACCGGAUGACAGAAAUAUAUUUAUAAUUUAUUUAUCUCUGCCAGUCAGUUGAAGGUGACAUAUUGUGCGCGCCAGUGGACAGUGUGUAAAAUACUUGGUUUUGACAUUUUUACUUUUUUCUGAAAGUCAUGGAUUUGCUUUCGCUGAAAAUUGUUUAUCGAAUAUUUUACACUUUUUCGUCGUGGGUUCAAAUUUUAAACAUAUCAACAGGAUAAUAUCAAGGACUGAAACUUAGAGGCUGAUGUUUAGAUUGAGUGAUGCGCUACGUAGAAUAACAAAGUUUGAUUUUUGUGCAGUUCUCCAUUUUAUGUUUCCAUUUUAUUAGAAUUGUCAAUGAUUAGGGAAACUGUCAAUUAAAUAUAGGGAAGACGAAUUCAUAUUUCAUUCUUCAGAAAGUGUUAAUCAUAUGAUUACUAUGUCCGUAUGCUAUGCCUUCAAAUCUAGUCUUAAACUCUGUAUAUAUAACCUGUCUGUUACACCUGUAUUAUAUCUUCCAUAUAUGGAUUCAGGGCUGAAUACUAUCUGCUACACAACUGAUCUGAAGACAAAGCAGAGGUCAGAUUCAGAAUUAGUGCAUAAAAUUUCAUAAUAAAUGUUUUACUUGGAACAAGAAGUUGACUACUCAAGAGUAAAGAAUCAACAAAAAUAAUUUCUAUUUCCCGAAGCUGGCAGUAAAUAUGAAAGCUUUGUCUUCAUAUCUGUUCAACCUGUACAUACUUAUCAGUUUUGUUUUUAAACAUAUGUUAUUGACACUAAAAGGUCAAAAGGAUUGGGCAAAGGUUGUCCAACUUAUUAUGCCCUUUCUAUAAACAUAUAUAGACAGCUGACGUAAUUUGCCGGCCACUGUUAUCAGUUGACUGCAAAUGUUAACACUGCACAAGGUUGGUAAUGUAUAUACUAACUUUAUUCUCCACGAAUAGGGAAUGAAUAGGGGUGUACCGAUACGGUAUGUACUACAUAGCUGCUGCAAUGAGGAUUAUUGUGAUGACACCAUUGCGAUUGGUUCAGAAUGAUGCCCAAAGUUGUGCUUAUGGCAUAUUCCUUCAUUUUGCAAACCACAGUUAUCAAUAGGAUGUCUCAUGAUGCAUGUAGUAUAGUAAUCUUUGUAGGCAAUAUGUACCAUAUCACACACCUUGUAGGGCAGUUCAUAUGGUAUCGCAACACCCCCUACCGUGUUACAGUGCUAUAAAGUAGUACAUGUAUGUAUUGUUGAAAAAAAUUAGUCUAUUAUAUAGACAUCAUUUCUGUAUAUUUCUCUGGUGCUAUUCACACCCAAGUAAUAUAUCUGCUUGUGUUAUAUGUAUUUUUAAGUCUACAGACACCUUGGUUCCUGGUCAUACAACAUGCAUCAAGGUUUCUUUGUUAUAACGGCAAAACUGAAAUCUUUAAAAUACUUGGAAAUCUGUUGCCGUUCUUUCUUCUAGCUUGUUUUGUUACAGAUUGUCAUGUCUUAUUUAUUUGCCUUGAUGUGUAUUGUUUGCAUAUUUUACAAACCACUGUUCUCGGUCAUUACAAAACAUAUUUAACAUGGUGAAGAAAUAAUCAGGCAUUGAAUGCCAUAUUAAUCCUGAAUCAUAAAUCACUCUCCCAUACACUUUCCCCACGACUUGGGCAGGAAAGGACUUCUUCCCAGAACAGACACCAACCUGAUACCAAAGUUAUCUUAGAAUCUGUCAAGGAAUUGAAUUGAGAUCAUAAUAUCAUAAGUUAGAACUGGAGUGUGUGGCCACGUCUUCCAGUGGAGGUAGGUAUUUUGUCAGCAUGAUUCUGGACUGUUUUUGCCUGUGUGCUUCUAUGUGUACUGUAACACAACAGAAUGACUGUAGAAUAUAUGCAAUCAUGUCCUCCUGUGGCUUGAAGGCCCACCAAUGUGAUCCCAUUAGCUACAAUAUCUUGUACAUGCAGAUAAAUCUUAGUCAAUAAACUUUUUAUUAUUGGAA
Molecule: messenger RNA, 4228 nt
Organism: Haliotis rubra (blacklip abalone)
Lineage: Eukaryota; Metazoa; Mollusca; Gastropoda; Lepetellida; Haliotidae
Product: four and a half LIM domains protein 2-like
Exons: 11
Coding region: 95-1753 (552 amino acids)
Molecular function (GO): zinc ion binding
Source: RefSeq, a predicted model, not a curated record